AUGGCUCCUCCUGCUCAACUCCCCCUUCGCCAACUUACAAUGAAUGGGCCCAAGAUCCCAGCCGUCGGCUUCGGUCUCAUGGGCCUGAGCAUCGCAUACGGAGCAGCCGAGCCCGACGAAGAACGCCUCAAAGUCCUUGAUCGUGCCUGGGAGCUCGGCUGUACCAAUUGGGACACAGCUAACAUUUAUGGCGAUAAUGAGGACCUCAUCGGGAAGUGGUUCAAGCUCCAUCCUGAGCGUCGCCAGGAUAUCUUUCUCGCAACCAAGUUUGGAAUCAAGGUGUCCGACGGGGGCAUGGUUACUGAUUCGACUCCUGAGCAUGUGAAGGCGAGUAUUGAGAAGAGUCUGAAGAGACUUGGUGUGGAUCAUAUCGAUUUGUACUAUAUGCAUCGCGUCAAGGCGGAUGUGCCUAUUGAGAAGACUAUCGGGGCCAUGAAGGAGCUUGUUGACCAAGGAAAAGUCAAGUACUUGGGCUUGUCAGAGAUCUCCUCCACAACUGUUCGUCGUGCUCAUGCUGUCCAUCCUAUCGCAGCAGUCCAAGUCGAGUACAAUCCCUGGACACUUGAUAUUGAGGGUCCUUCAGGAACACACAUCCUAAAAACAUGUCAAGAGCUCGACAUUGCUGUGUUCGCUUACUCUCCCCUUGGUCGCGGCAUCCUUACCGGCCGAUUUCGCUCUGUUGACGACUUUGAAGAAGGUGACAGUCGACGAGGAUUGACUCGUUUCCAAGGCGAUAAUUUCAAGAAGAACCUAAAGAUUGUGGAUAAGUUUGACGAGAUGGCAAAGAGCAAGGGAUACACUUCUUCGCAGAUGGCAUUGGCGUGGCUCCUCAAGCAAAGUCCAAAUGUCUUCGUGAUCCCAGGUACCAAGAAGAUCAAAUAUCUAGAGGAGAAUGUAGGAGCGGCAAAGGUAACACUGAGUGAGGAAGAGGAUCAAGAAUUGCGACGACUGGUUGAAGAAGCCGAGGUUUCAGGCGGACGAGAUGCUUUCUUUGGUAAUUACAUGGACACGCCUCCUCUGGAGACAUGA
Molecule: messenger RNA, 1029 nt
Organism: Fusarium pseudograminearum CS3096
Lineage: Eukaryota; Fungi; Ascomycota; Sordariomycetes; Hypocreales; Nectriaceae
Exons: 3
Coding region: 1-1029 (342 amino acids)
Cellular component (GO): cytoplasm
Source: RefSeq, a predicted model, not a curated record